This is a messenger RNA of Bombyx mandarina (wild silkworm), 651 nucleotides long. RefSeq lists its product as uncharacterized. The record is from RefSeq and is a predicted model, not a curated record. Lineage: Eukaryota; Metazoa; Arthropoda; Insecta; Lepidoptera; Bombycidae.
AUGGACCACAUCUAUCGUUUCCUCCAAGGAAACCUGAAUCACUCCGCCAGAGCUCAGGACAUGCUGUCUCAGAGCAUGGCGGAGUGGUCCAUAGAUGUGGCUGUGGUCGCCGAGCCGUACUUCCUUCCCCCGGCAAAUGAUUGUUGGUUCGGGGACGAUGACGGCCUGGCGGCCAUAGUCAUAAGAAGAGACGCGGCGAUCCCCCCCCUGGCGAAGGUGACCAGGGGCCAAGGGUUCGUCGCGGUGCAGUUGGAAGGGACCGUCGUGAUCGGGGCGUACUUCUCUCCGAACAGGCCUACUGUCGAGUUCGGGCAUUUCCUGGGCGGGAUCGGGGCGAUUGCUCGCCGCCUUGCUCCCCGCCCAGUGAUUCUCGCGGGGGACCUCAAUGCGAAGUCUGUCGCAUGGGGCUCCCCCCGCUCGGACGNCGCAGUGGUCUCUGCUUCCGAUGCGGCCAACCGGGUCAUAAAGCGGCGUCCUGCACGGCCGCCCCGCACUGCGCUCUGUGCGCUGCAGCCGGGCGCGGGGCAAACCAUCGGGCAGGAGGCAAAGCGUGCUUCCCGUCCGGUGAUAAUACCGAACGCAACCGGCGUCGCAAGGCAAAGCGCCGGCAGAAGAGAAAGUUGGUCAGAGGAGCACUGGCCAACGUUGUAA